CACGCGCUGUCAAACCAGAGGGCAAGGGCUGGAACUGCUGCUGGUGUCUGCACGGCUGUGAGGCACUUUGUCAUGGCCGCCUCUUCUUCAUCUUCUUCAGCUGGUGGUGUGAGCGGGAGCUCAGUUACAGGAUCUGGCUUCAGUGUUUCAGAUUUGGCUCCACCAAGAAAAGCACUUUUCACUUGUCCAAAAGCAGCGGGGGAAAUGCUUGAAGAUGGCUCGGAGAGAUUCCUGUGUGAGUCUGUGUUCAGUUAUCAAGUCGCAUCAACGUUAAAGCAGGUGAAACAUGGUCUAAUCUUUUCAGAUCAACAAGUGUCCCGAAUGGAAAAGUUGGCUGGAUUAGUGGAAGAGUUGGAAGCAGAUGAGUGGAGAUACACACCGAUUGAGCAGCUCUUGGGCUUCACACCUUCUUCAGGUGGAAAAUAACCCGUGCCCUGAGUCUGACAGUACAAAAGGAAUAAACUUUUAGUUUUUGGACUAAAAGAGCUCAUCAUCAUACAAGAGGCAUCCAGAGUUUCAAAAAGUAAUGUCUUCUGUUGUGGUGGUUUCUAUGAUUUGUUACAUGGUGAACACUUUCAGUACUUGUGACUGUCCUGACCCAUUCACCAAGUUACCAAUGUAUCUAAGCUGUGAAUGGACAGGAAAGAAUGUUUACAGAUUUGGAUAAAAUAAAAAAACUUAAACUUUUUUGUGCAUUAUAAUGUAUAUUUGCUUAAAGAGGACCUUUCACUA
This is a messenger RNA of Bufo bufo (common toad), 732 nucleotides long. RefSeq names its product anaphase promoting complex subunit 16 (gene ANAPC16). The transcript is spliced from 4 exons. Bases 73 to 426 code for a protein of 117 amino acids. Gene Ontology annotation, biological process: protein ubiquitination. The record is from RefSeq and is a predicted model, not a curated record. Lineage: Eukaryota; Metazoa; Chordata; Amphibia; Anura; Bufonidae. Gene Ontology annotation, cellular component: cytosol; kinetochore; anaphase-promoting complex.